AUGGCUUCAGAUUCCAAAUCAAAUCUUAAAAUCACCAUUCAAAGCAAUCCUUCAGAAUCAACCUUAGCUGAACUCAACAUCAAGUGUUGGCCCAAAUGGGGGUGUUCACCAGGGAAAUACCAGUUAAAGUUUGAUGCAGAGGAAACAUGCUAUUUGGUGAAAGGAAAAGUGAAAGCAUACACAAAAGGGUCAUCAGAGUAUGUAGAGUUUGGUGCUGGAGAUCUUGUGACAAUUCCAAAAGGACUAAGUUGUACUUGGGAUGUUUCUGUUGCUGUUGAUAAGUACUACAAAUUUGAAGCUUCAUCAUCUUCUUAG
This is a messenger RNA of Lathyrus sativus (Indian pea), 315 nucleotides long. The record is from the annotation of a GenBank genome assembly. Lineage: Eukaryota; Viridiplantae; Streptophyta; Magnoliopsida; Fabales; Fabaceae.